GUUUAUAGUACAAUAAUUCACCAUAUUGGUGAAGUGUUAUUUAUAGUGAAGGACUGUGGAUGAUCUCAUAAACAUCCAAUGAUAUAAGAUUGUACUACAUCUGAACAAGAUUAUAUAUCCCUUGUCGGAAAAGAUUGAGAGCUUCUUCAUUUAAGAAAAUCAAGUUAUGAAUAUUUCUGAUGUUUGUUCCAAGGGAAGUAACACCAACAGAGACUUACAUGUUCAUGAUGAGAAGAAGUUAACGGUGCUCAUCGACAAUGGUGAUGGUGCUGCUCGUAAGGAAGAUAUCAAAACCAACAGUUCUUUUCUUCAUUCUGUUAUUAACAUGUCUGCUAUACUUAUAGGACUUGGCCAACUAUCAACUCCAUAUGCUUUACAAAAAGGUGGAUGGGCAUCUUCAUUCCUCCUCAUUGGGUUUGGUAUAUUAUGUGCAUAUACCUCACAUCUACUAGGAAAAUGUCUUAAGAAGGAUGAAAAAAUAAGAAACUACUCGGAUAUCGGAAACCAUGCUUUUGGUGCUAAGGGAAAAGUUAUAGCUUCGACCUUUAUUUACUUGGAGGUCUUUAUGGCCCUUGUUUCUUUCACCAUUGCAUUGAAUGAUAAUUUGGCCACAGUAUUCGAUGGAAAACACCUGAAUAUUUCGUGGACUCACUUAUCAACAUCUCAAUUCUUGACAGUCACAGCAGUUAUUCUUGCAUUGCCUACUGUUUGGUUGAAAGAUCUCUCUAAGAUAUCUUUCCUUUCUGUCGUGGGUAUUAUUUUGUCGUUCCUCAUUUUUUACAGUGUUAUACACAUUGCAGCAUUUGGAGGUGUUAAGGCUAACCGUUUUAUACCUGUGCUUCAACUGCAUAACAUUCCUGCCAUAUCUGGUUUAUAUGUUUUCAGUUUUUCGACCCAUGUUGUUUUCCCUGAUAUUUACAGAUCCAUGAAGGACCCUUCCAAAUUCACCAAGGUAUCAAUCGUGAGCUUCACAGUAGUUACGACCUUUUACACAACUAUAGCAUUCGUUGGUGCAAAGUUAUUUGGCCCUGAAGUGAGCUCACAAGUCACCCUCAACAUGCCUAAACAUCUCAUUGUGACAAAGAUUGCAUUAUGGGCAACUGUGCUAGCACCUCUCACAAAAUAUGCUUUCGCGCUCGUUCCAAUAGCAUCUCAAUACGAUCGCAAAUUACCUUCGUCAGUGAGUUCUAAAACGAGAUGGUUCAUCAGGGGUAUUGUGGGGUCUAUGUUGCUCAUACUUGUCUUGAUCUUAGCUUUAGCAGUUCCUUAUUUCGAACAAGUUCUUGGAUUAACUGGCUCUCUUGUUAGCAUUAGUGUUUCAAUUAUUUUUCCUUGUGCUUUUUAUACCAAGAUAUAUUGGUCUCAAAUAUCAAAGCCAUUUUUAGUUCUUAAUGUAUCCUUAAUUGUAAUUGCUUCAGUAUUAGGUGUAUUGGGUACUAUCUCAUCCUCUAAAUCACUUAUGAAUAUAGUCAUAAAGAAGUCACUCAGUGUAAGUUAAUGUAAUUCUGUAAAGAGGAAGAGAACAUCAAGUUCCGCCUUAUUCAUAUGUUGUUACAUUUGUAGUUUUCCUCUCUUCAAAUAUAGUUGAGUUGGGAACUUUUGCUUA
Molecule: messenger RNA, 1606 nt
Organism: Papaver somniferum (opium poppy)
Lineage: Eukaryota; Viridiplantae; Streptophyta; Magnoliopsida; Ranunculales; Papaveraceae
Product: amino acid transporter AVT1H-like
Exons: 3
Coding region: 167-1498 (443 amino acids)
Biological process (GO): amino acid transmembrane transport
Cellular component (GO): vacuolar membrane
Molecular function (GO): amino acid transmembrane transporter activity
Source: RefSeq, a predicted model, not a curated record